This is a messenger RNA of Gasterosteus aculeatus aculeatus (three-spined stickleback), 3778 nucleotides long. RefSeq names its product DEAD (Asp-Glu-Ala-Asp) box polypeptide 23 (gene ddx23). Lineage: Eukaryota; Metazoa; Chordata; Actinopteri; Perciformes; Gasterosteidae. The record is from RefSeq and is a predicted model, not a curated record. Gene Ontology annotation, molecular function: ATP binding; nucleic acid binding; RNA helicase activity.
UGUCUAUACUUUGUUCGGAGCACACAGUACUACAAGUCCCAGAAACCCUUGCCGGUCAUCGCUCGUGUGGAGCAAUAUGGCGUCUUCUUGAAGCGUACAUAAAUCGCAAGUGUUUUCUUGACAAGUUAUCAAGAUGGCAGCCGACUCGACAGAGAAGAAAGAGGCCGAAUCCUCGGGAUCCAAAGACCGGGAGAGGAAGCGCAGCCGUUCACGAGAACGUAAAGUCUCACCGCCGCGCAAACCCAAUCGUAGUCGUGAACUAAAUCGCUCCAAGUCCGCAGAAAGAGACCGACGCAUGAAAGACAAGGAUCGAGAUAAGGAGCGUGAGCGAGACAAGGACCGAGAGAGAAGCCGCAAGGACAGAGACGGCCAUCGGCGCGGCAGGAGGUCCAGAAGUCUCUCGCCCAAGUCAAAGGACAAACAAAAGAGAGACAAGGACAUUAAGACAGAAGAGGAAGAAAAUGAAAAAAAGAAGAAAGAGAAGGUUCAACCUUUAUCUCUGGAAGAACUUCUCGCCAAGAAGAAGGCGGAAGAGGAGGCAGAAGCGAAGCCCAAGUUCCUCUCCAAAGCCGAGCGAGAAGCCGAGGCUCUGAAACGGAGGGAGCAACAGACUGAGGAAAGGAGGAAGUUGUUGGAAGAUGAGAGGAAAAAGAGAAGGAUGUUCCAGGAUAUGGGCAGAAAAAUGAUGGAGGACCCCCAAGAAAGGGAGAGACGCGAGAGAAGAGAGCGGAUGGAGCGAGAAAACAAUGGGAACGAAGACGAUGAUGGAAGGCAAAAGCUCAGAGAGGAGAAGGAUAAAAGCAAAGAACUCCACGCCAUCAAGGAGCGUUACCUUGGCGGCCUCAAGAAGCGCCGAAGAACUCGACAUCUGAAUGACAGGAAGUUUGUGUUUGAGUGGGACGCUUCUGAAGACACCUCAGUGGACUACAACCCGAUUUACAAAGAAAAGCACCACGUGCAGCUUUACGGGCGAGGCUUCAUCGCCGGCAUCGACCUGAAGCAGCAGAAGAGGGAGCAGUCGCGUUUCUACGGUGACCUGAUGGAGACGAGGCGCACGCUGGAGGAGAAGGAGCAGGAGGAGGUAAGACUGAAGAAGAUGCGCAAGAAGGAAGCAAAGCAGCGCUGGGACGACAGGCAUUGGUCUCAGAAGAAGCUGGACGAGAUGACGGACAGAGACUGGCGAAUCUUCAGAGAGGACUACAGCAUCACCACCAAGGGAGGAAAGAUCCCGAACCCCAUCAGGAACUGGAAGGAGUAUUCGCUGCCCGAUCACAUCCUGGAGGUCAUCGACAGCUGUGGCUACAAGGAUCCGACGCCCAUUCAGAGGCAGGCCAUUCCUAUUGGUUUACAGAACCGUGACAUCAUCGGCGUGGCCGAGACCGGUAGCGGUAAGACGGCUGCUUUCCUGAUUCCGCUGCUCGUCUGGAUCACCACCCUGCCGAAGUCCGACAGGAUCGAGGACUCCGACCAGGGCCCCUACGCGGUGAUCCUGGCGCCGACUCGUGAGCUGGCGCAGCAGAUCGAGGAGGAGACCAUAAAGUUCGGCAAACCCCUCGGCAUCCGCACGGUGGCUGUGAUUGGAGGAAUCUCCAGGGAAGACCAGGGCUUCCGUCUCAGGAUGGGCUGCGAGAUCGUGAUCGCCACCCCCGGCCGUCUGAUCGACGUGCUGGAGAACCGCUACCUGGUUCUGGGCCGCUGCACAUACGUGGUGCUGGACGAGGCCGACCGCAUGAUCGACAUGGGCUUCGAGCCCGACGUCCAGAAGAUCCUGGAGUACAUCCCGGUGACCAAUCAGAAGCCGGACACGGACGAAGCGGAGGACCCCGAGAAGAUGAUGAUGAACUUUGAAUCUGGAAAACAUAAAUACAGACAAACGGUCAUGUUCACCGCCACUAUGCCCGCCGCCGUGGAGCGGCUGGCCCGCAGCUACUUGAGGCGCCCCGCCGUGGUGUACAUCGGCUCUGCUGGCAAACCUCACGAGAGGGUCGAGCAGAAGGUGAUGCUGAUGUCCGAGGGAGAGAAGAGGAAGAAGCUGCUGGAGGUGUUGUCGCGUGGCUUUGAGCCUCCCAUCAUCAUCUUCGUCAACCAGAAGAAGGGAUGCGACGUGCUGGCCAAGUCUCUGGAGAAGAUGGGGUACAACGCUUGCACGCUGCACGGCGGCAAAGGUCAGGAGCAGCGAGAGUUCGCGCUCUCCAACCUCAAGGCCGGAGCCAAAGACAUCCUGGUGGCCACUGACGUUGCUGGUCGAGGUAUCGACAUCCACGACGUCUCCAUGGUCCUCAACUACGACAUGGCUAAGAACAUCGAGGAUUACAUCCAUCGCAUCGGUCGUACGGGUCGUGCCGGUAAGAGCGGCGUGGCGCUGACGUUCCUCACCAAAGAGGACGCGGCGGUGUUCUACGACCUGAAGCAGGCCUUCAUGGAGAGCCCGGUGUCCACCUGCCCGCCGGAGCUGACCAACCACCCCGAGGCGCAGCACAAGCCCGGGACCAUCCUCACCAAGAAGAGGCGCGAGGAGACCAUCUUCGCCUGAGUCCCCCGGACUGUCGCCGCACAAGUUGGACUUACCACGCUGUGCGCUCGCACACACACAUCAGGGUCUCAAGCUGUUUCUCUCUUGUAGCUGUAAAACAUCCCUGUUUUGUUUUUUAGACUCGAACGUGGGAAGUUUGUCAUCGACGCGUGUGAAUAUUUCUACUCUUUCAACGGCGCGUUAAAUGUGGACUCUGUGCUACAUGUUUUAGUUUCGCUUCUACCAACAGGAAGUGAUGAUGUAAGUGAGCUGCGGUGUGUAGAUGCUUAGUAGCGUUUUUAUUGACCAUAAUUUCAGUUUCCUGACCAAUGACACGAGAGACGGUGAUUUUUCUUUUGCUUGGAUCCUUUGACUAAAUUGUAAUACAUCGUUUUAAACAUAAACAUUUGUUAGUGAACACAGCAGCUCAGGCAUCCGGCUCAUCGGUGUAUUCUAGCAAUGUGCUUAAUAAUUAAAUCUCAGGAUCCAGAUAAAGGGUUGAAAUGUUCAAACUUGAGCAAACUUCAAGCGCCUUGACCUUGGGGAGGCAUGUGGAGUUUUGAUUGAACAGGUUGAAUAUGUGGCCAAUUGCUAAAACCGUUUAGUUCUAAUCAACUCGAGUACCAGAGUUUGACCUUUUUCACUGACUAACCAAAGCAUUUACAAACACCCCAAAGGGCCACAAAUUAGACAAAAUAAAGGUAAACAUUGUAUUCCUGUAUAGUAUGAUCUACAUUUAGUUUUAUUUCAUUAAGAAAAAGCCGUGUCAGCAAUUAAGGCCUUUAACUGAAUUCCACCCACUGCUGAAGUUUGCUGUUUUAAAGGUGAGUUUUGUGUCUCUCCCUGUGGAUUAUGACGUUCUACAUUAAACCGUAUUUUCUUUUUUAACGAGGGAUGAUUCUUUUGCAUACGUCCCUUUCUCACUGAUUUUAAAUUGUAGAUUUCAUGCGACUAAAUGUGGUCAAACUGCUCCCACAGAGGUUUUUCAGUGGUAAACUCUUGAUGGAAAAAUAAUGCCUGCGUGGUCAUUUUGUACUGAACUUUACAUUUUUGCUCACCUUUCUUUGAGUUUACAAAAAUAUGUAGAGCAAAGUGUCCAGUGGCCCUAAACCACCAAAGUGACUAGUUCCGAAGAGGACGAUCUAUAUUUAGAUCAUAUUUCAAGGCAGACCGUGUUGGCGCUGAAUGUGUGAACGUCGCCAAUGAGAGGAUUCACAAUCGAGUUAAAAAGAAACACCCAAACAAUUAAAAGUACGUAAAAUGUCA